UAACAAUACCCCAAAGAUACGUCGAUGAUCAAAAUCUCUGGUGUCAGUUUGGCUUCACUUUUGGUCAUAGGAUUACUCGUCCUCUCUCUUUCCUUGUCUAAGCUUUAACUCUUGAUUAUCCAAUGGUGUGAAGUUUAAGUUUACUACUUAUUACACAGAACAAGAUUUUGUUCUUUGUUAUUAUGCAUCAGAUGUCCCAAUGACAGUUCACAGUUUGGCGCCAGUCAAAUAAAAAGGAGGCAAAUAGACAAAACAUUUUUCUUGGAUCACGUUUAUUUGAUUCUUGUAACAAUGUAAUUUCUAUUUAAAUAACCAGCUGGGACAAUAUUAAAAUAUAUUGCAACCAUUCUAAAAUCCGAACAAAAUGAAUGCUGCAGCAGUUUCAGAAGAUUGUAAAUCCUUGAAAGUUUUACAUGUCAAUAAUAGCAGAAGAUCCCUAUUUCCUUCUGAACCUAUAGAAUGUGGGUCUGAUUCUGACUUGGGACAUAUCAGCCCCCUCAAUUUUGAUUCAAGUUUUGAAAAUGAAGAAAAUAUUUCAAAGCUUGAUCAAAGUUCCUUAGAUUCAGUAGCAGAUAUUGGGGACUAUGAUAUAAUAGGAAUAGUAGAUACUCAAGAAGUUAUGAUGUCGCCAUUACAUUUAAGUCCUUUUAUUAAGCAAUCUCUUAUGUCUGAAUCUCCAUCUAAAAUGUCUCCAACAUACAAAUUAAAAACCCCUCACGCUUCAUUAGAUACUAAUUGUAAACUUCCAAAAUUGUACCAUAAAUCUCUUUUAGAUUCUUCUGAAGGAUCUACCAAGCGCAAGUUAUCACCUGAUAAUUCUCCCGAACAAAACAAAUUUAUCAAAUUAGAUCCAAAAUCUUCUAGAGUCCGCACAACCCUUUUUCCUGAAGUAGAUUUUGCCCUCUCAACCAAACUAUUUUAUUCAAAUACCGAAAAUAUCAUGGACAAAAUUAAAGACAAAAGAGAAUCCAUUGUAAAACCGUCUACUCUCAAUAAACGUAAACCUAAAUCUAAAGGUAGGAUUAUUGGAAAGAUCAAUGCAGGAGUUAGUCAUAAAAUAAGAAAACCUAAGGCAAAAAAUAUACAACGAACAACUUUAGUAAAUUCAAAAUUAAGUGCAAUUGGGAAUAACGCAAUAACCGACUAUAUAGUAGAUCUAAAAAAAUUACAGAGUUCCCAACAAGCUCCAAAGUUAAUAAUCAAUAAAGAGAAUACAGAUCCAGUGUUACAACACCAAAAUCAAAUAGUCCCAACUAAACAAUCUUUUUCUCAAACAAAUCAAAUCGUACCUGCCAUAACUCCUGCAAAAGAAAAUACAAUCUUGGUAAAACACCCAUCUUGUCCGGAACCACAACCAAAUCCCAAUAAAAAGUUCUUUAAGUUUGCAAAAUCUAAAGCCGUAGUAAAAAUGAACAAAACCAUAGAAUUGAAUGUUGACAAUGGGAGAAUGUCAUUGGUAGACCAAAAUAAAAAAUCCGGAAAUACAGAACGUAACAGUUUUGAUAUGAGUGACUUCUAUGCAGACGAUCCUGAACUGCCAGUGACAAAUAUUGAAAACAUUCUUUCUUGUUUAGAAGAGACAUCUUUAGAAAGUAAAAUAACUCUUCAAGCACAUACCUCUAUAGCUGCUUCUGAAAAUUCAAUUCUCUUACACCAACCCAUGUGUACAGAGGACUUGAUAUUAUCUCCUAUUUCACAAAUGUGUGAUGUUACAUCUGGAUUGGCUCUAAAUAGUCCUAAGAGAGGUAGAAAUCUUACUCCAGUGUUAACCAAAAUGUCAGAUACUUCAAGGUCAGCAAUGAAUGGAAAGCUCUUUCCAGUUUUCUACCCAGGAUCUACAAAGACCCCUGCAAAAAUUGAAAAAUCUAUCCAUUCUGACAAACAGUUCAAGAAAUUAUCGAAUACGCAAAUGCUCUUGGAUGCCGGACAAAAGAAAUUUGGUUUAACAGAAUGCCAUAUCUGUGGGCUCGUGUAUCAUAUGGGGGAUCCCAGUGACGAAAUAAUGCACUUAAACUACCACAGUGCCCAGCAUAUACUAAGAUUCCAGGGCUGGAAAAAUGAAAAGAUCGUGGCAACUUACCACAAUGGUAGAAUCAUACAAAUUUUACCAGGAGAUUCGAAAAUAUGGUGGAAAAAAGUCAGUGAGCUAAUGCAUGUUAUCAAUCAGGAUAUUGGCUGUUACGAUGUAGACAUAUCUUUAGAUAACUGUCAGGCUUUCUUGUAUAUAAAGAAAAGGGAAAUUGCUGGUUGCCUAAUAGCUACCGCUAAAUCAGAUGGUUAUAAAUUACUUUCUCCAGUUGAUAACGAAGUUGACAUUUGUUCAGAGACCACGUAUCCGAUAAAAUGUGGAAUUCCAAGAUUAUGGGUGUCGGCAGCUAAUAGAAAACAAGGAAUUGCAACAGAAAUGAUGAAUUCCUUAAAACGAAAUUUCAUUUUAGGUUAUACAUUAAAAAAUUCUGAUAUUGCCUUUAGUUCCCCUACAGAACAAGGAAAGAGGUUUGCCCAGUGCUAUUUUAAAACUAACAAUUUCUUUAUUUACUAUGUUUAAGUUAUAAUAAGUUAUUUUAUCAGUGUCACAGAAGUCAAAUCCUAGACUUGAGCCAAAGAAAAAUGAAAAAAAAAUGCAUCUUAUGCCAAAAGUUCUCUUUGGCAUUUUUUUGAAAGUUUAGAAUGUGGUAUAAAUUGCAGUGAAGGAAUUCUAUAACAUAUGUCCUAAAAGUUUUGGUACAAAAUAUAUAUCGGAUUUGUUUAAUGAAGAAAUUUAUUUAAUUUUAAUUUAUUUAAUUUAUUUAACUAGUUAUCAUAAAUUACAACUCAAUACUUAACUAAACUAUACUAUCGAAUUAUGUAGAGUGGCCCACGUAGACGCAAGUUUCUUUGAAUGUCUCUCACGAGGUCCUGGACAGAAUUCAGAUCAAUUUAGUCGCUCUUUUAAUAGUUCUUCAUUUUGAGCUUCCCAGACUCUAUGAUAAACCUUCCUAGACAGUAAAGCCCAAAAAUCCUCUAUUGGACGAGUCUGCUGCAAGUUUGGUGGAUUAUCGUUUGUGGGAAAAGGGGUAUGUGGUGUUGUUGAUGCCAGUUUUCGAUAUCUCUUGAGUAAUGGCAUGCUGUUAGGUCUGGCCAAAAUAUAAUAUCGUCACUAGCUUGAUGUUUGUGGACAAACUGAAGAAAUUUGGAAAGGCAGUCAUCAAUAUAGCUCUGACUAUCCAAAUCAUCACCCCAGACUCUUCCCACAAAAGUUCGGGAUGUACCCCUGUAAAAAAUUGCGCACCAGUUGGUGCGCAAUAAAAUUGGGCAGAGAAGUGGGCAACGUGAAUGUGUAAAUAGCUCACUCGCGCUGCCGCUGCUAAUGCUACUGCCAUUGCACGGCGCUCCUUCAAAAGUCGGUUUUCGAGAUGGAAGUCAAAGGACUGGCAGCGCGAGCGCGAGUAAGCAUUCACAUUAAACUACUCUCUCUCUCUCACUUGCCGCCGGCAAAGCGGCAAGUGAGUAAGGGAACAAGACGAUGCUGUCGUCACAUUCCAUUCUUGAGAAAUGAGCUGUGAGGACAUUGGCGAGGAACUGAUGUGAACACCUCACUCGCGUCGAUAUCGUAUUUCGGGCAAUGUUUCCGGCAACGGCAGCAGCGGCGGCAAUGGCUGAGUAUAAAUCCGGCAUAAGGUGUCUGUAUAAAAUCCACCGUUUCCCUUCAUUAUUUCAGAAUUGAAAUAUUUUUCAUCUAAAAUAAUGAAAUUUUCAUUGGCAGAGUGUACUCAUCUUAGUUGACAACAUCAUCUUGGUAUAAAAAGGAGUUGCGCUUGAGAGUAUUUGGAACAUUUACGCCUCUUUCAAUAUUUAAUACUAUUUUUCCUAUAUUCCAACAAUAUCGUACUCUUAGAAGAUCUGUAUUGACGAGCCAAUCUUCUAGUUGACAUUUCUGGGUUUUUAUUCUUCUCAUAAAUCUGUGCUCUGUACGUAAAGAGAGUUUAGUCCUAAAACACCGUUUUGAGAUAAACGCGUUUAAAGUUUGCAACAUCCCGUGGCGCACUUAAUAACUCAUUAGUGUACAGUGUGUUAAGUCCCAAAAUUGUGGGACUUAACACACUGAGUCUUCCUGUUUCUUAAAUAAUCAUGCGUCUAAGUUCAGGACUUAACACGCUUUACACAUAUUGUUUUUCAUUAAUUUCUCAGUUUAAAAAUGGAAUUGGACUUGACAAAUUAUACACACAUGUAGAUAUCAAAUUCUACCAUACAGAUAGUGCAUUUUCUAAUUUCGACCAUUUUUGGACUUAACUCGCUUUACUCACAGAGCACAGAAAUUUUAAAUUUUAUUCUUCUUCUCUGACAUGAGACGUGGUAUUUCCUGCUCGCACUCCGCUACUGUUCUAUAAAUGGUUCUAUACCCUAUUUCACGAAUAUACGACUGUUUUGGAUUAUCUCGACAACGAAUAUUUUACUGUGUAAAAUAUGAAGAACGAAAGUAAAUUGCAAAUUACAUUGUUACUUAUUGAAAUAACUAUUAGACCAGGACUAAUCUGUAAAAAAACGUCUAUUUUUGGAUGUGAGAGGUGGCAUUCGGAUUUUUGCAGAUAAAGUUAGGUGACAACUUCAAUAAUUAUAAUUGACUUAUGCUCCUUCUCAAAUAUGCCCGGAACAUUAAUAAAAAAAUUAAAAUAAUUAAAAAUUUCGAAAAACAUCGAUUUUUUUCUGCUUUCUUUGUUUAUAACUUUAAAACGAUUCGUUUUGGAACAAAGUCGCAGAGAAAUAGAAUAAAGAUAAUUGAAUUUUGUAUGAUAUACGACUGGUCAAAAAUGUCUUAAGGUAUUAUCUUUUCUGCAAUAUAGCAGUAAAUACAAAAUAAGGGGGCAAAAUACGUCUGUUGUUAUUCAAUGUUUCUUAACCCCUUUGGUGGCACUUAGAACCUUAGUAAUUCGCUAAGAAAAUUCUUAUAACUUAUUUAAACGGUCUACCAAAUUUCAUAAUCGACCUAAUAGAUUAUGCAUAAUAAAUUUGCAAUCUAAAUGUUUUUAAAAAAGUUCAAAUUUUAAAAAAUCUUUCUGAACAAAAAGUAGACCAUUUAGAAGUUGGCUAAUUUUUUUACAUAUAAAGAGGUGUUUUACCUCUCUAAUACACUUUACAGAAUUAAAAUCGGAUUAUUUAAGGGGCCUCAGCAAUGUUUUAAAAUUAUAAACAAUUUUUUUGCUUAUAAACAAAUAGCUUUAUUUAAUAAUAAAAAAAUUAAUUUUUAGCAAUGCAAAUAAUUAAAACCGGUAUAAUUUGACUUAAACUUUCAAAUGCUGUCAGCAGAAUUGCUAAUUUAUUUUUUAAUCAAAAGUUAUUCGCGCUCAAAAAUUGCAAUUUUUCGAUUUUUUGAAAGUUUCACCGCGUUUAUCUCAAAAACUAUGCAUCCUACAAAAAAACUGUUUUAUUUUGCGAAAAAUCGAUGUUAUGUAAUUCCUCAAGUUCUUUCUAGAUUAUAGAUUAUAACCAUUUACUUUUCUACUUCUUAUGUUGCACACUAAAAUACUCGUUGUCGCGAUAAUCCAAAACAGUCAUAUAUUCGUGAAAUGAUCCAUAUGUGAAAUAUUUUCAUUCUGGAAUAUUCGAAAGAUUUCAGCUUUUUAACCCGCCAAUUCAACUUGUAGAUACUUUUUAUUAUUUCUAAUUUAUACAACAUCUUAGUUAAAAUUAAGCCAAUGAAUUUUGGACCAAAACUUUUAGGACAUACGUUACUUCAUGUCUUAUUGUAAUGCUCGGAUUUCUUAAAAUAUUGUAGUUUGAGAGGAGAUAUAUAGUCCAGGGCUCAUCUGUUUUUAGAUGGACGUUGAGAGGUGACUCAAAUUUUUUUGCAGAAAUUGCUUAAAAAUAACUCAAAUAAUAAUAUUUGAGUUAUCCUCCCACUCAAAAUGGUCCGGAACAUUGUUUAAAUAAUCAAAAUUUCAAAAUAUGAAGGAAAAAUUCGAUUUUUUUAUUGGUUUUUUAAAUAUAACUUUAAAACUGUUCAUUUCUGAGAAAAGUUGUACUGACUUAAAAGUUGAGUAAUUAAAUUUACUAUAAUAUAGAAUUGGUUAAAAAUUUAAAAAAUAGUCACCCUUGUUGCAAAAUAGCAAUACUUGCGAAAAAAAACCAUACAAAAACAAGUAUUCGCAUUUUACGUCUUUCAACCAUUUAUGCUAAACUUAGACCUUCAUAUUUUACCCAGAAAAACUUUAUGAUAUAGUUAAACAACACUGUAAAUUUCAUUAAGAUCGGUGUAAUACAUUUUGCAAAAUAAAUUUUGAAAUCCAGCUUUCGCAAAAAAAAUUCAUUUUUUAAAAAUGUUGCAGGACUGAAAAUAAAGCAGAUAGUAAGUUGAUUUUUUUUUUGCUUAUAGAAGUGUACUGUACCUUUCAUUUGCAAUUUACAAAAUUAAAAUCGAGUAAUUACCACGGCGUCAGGAAAUUUUUUAAUAAAACAUUAAUUUUUGGUGCUGCGUGCAGGGCAGCGGUGUUCGAUUCACACAAGUUGAUUUCCAUCAAAAUUUGUUCUAAUCUUUAUUUAAUAUAUUAUUUUCUUACUCUAUAUUUUGUUGUAUUUUAAUAUUUUAAUUUCACAAAAAUCAAACUAAUUUUAUUAUUGUUUGUGAAAUAUUGUUUAAACAAUUGCAUAUGUUUAAAAAUAAUAAACUUUUAUUCUCUAAGUUAAAAUAUAUGAACAAAGAAAGUUUUUGCUAAAAAAAGUGUUAUUUCAAAAGAAAGAGUAUGUGUUUUUAUUUUGCAAUAAACAAAUUUAUUUAUUUAUAUCGAAAUGUAAUAAAAAUUAAAAUGUAUCAAUCAUUAUCAAAGGUCAUUGAAAUGCCCAAUCAGAGCAAACUAUCCGCUGUCCUGCGCGUAGCACCAAUAAUUAAUGUUUAUUUAAAAAAAUUCCUGACGCCGUGGAAGUUAAUCGAUUUUAAUUUUUUAAAUUGCAAAUAAAAGGUACUGUACACUUCUAUACGCAAAAAAAAUUUCAACUUGCUAUCUGCUUUAUUUUCAGUCCUGUAACAAUUUUAAAAAACGAAUUUUUUUUGCGAAAGCUUUAUUGCAAAAUUUAUUUUGCAAAAUCUAUUGAACCGAUCUUAAUGAAAUUUACAGUAUUGUUUUACUGUAUCAUAAAGUUUUUCUGGGUGAAAUAUGAAGGUCCUAAGUGUAGCAUAAAUGGUUGAAAGACGUAAAAUGCGAAUACUUGUUUUUGUAUGGUUUUUUUUCGCAAGUAUUGCUAUUUUGCAACAAGGGUGACUAUUUUUAAAAUUUUUAACCAAUUCUAUAUUAUAGUAAAUUUAAUUACUCAACUUUUAAGUCAGUACAACUUUUCUCAGAAAUGAACAGUUUUAAAGUUAUAUUCAAAAAACCAAUAAAAAAAUCGAAUUUUUCCUUCAUAUUUUGAAAUUUUGAUUAUUUAAACAAUGUUCCGGACCAUUUUGAGUGGGAGGAUAACUCAAAUAUUAUUAUUUGAGUUAUUUUUAAGCAAUUUCUGCAAAAAAAUUUGAGUCACCUCUCAACGUCCAAAUGUACUAAUAUUUUUACAGAUCCGCCCUGGUCUAAUAUAGAUGUAAAAUCAUUUUCUUAAAAAUGUCGGCCUGGUUAGGGAUUUCGAUUAAACUAUGCUCUCUUUUUAAACCAGGAGGAGUAAUUCAAAUUUAUCGCGCCAUAAUGUUUGUUUGUAAUUGGUCCAGCGUCAGGCAAGUUUACUCCCCUGUUUUGAAAUUUUGACACUAUUGACAUUUAUGAAAUUUUGACACUAUUGGCAUUUCAUAGGUUAAUUAAGUUAAACCGGCGAUUUUUUGUUUUUUUCUGCGUUAUUCCUUUAAUUUUUAGAUUUUCAGUCUGCUUUUAUAUAAAAAAGCAGUUGUUUUUAGAAUUAAAAAAUGCGAGAUCCUUUGUAAAAUGUAUAUUUAAAAUUCCCAAAAUAAGGGUUACAUUAAAUCACAGAAGGUUUUCGGAUUAACUACUCCAUCAUCAGUGUUAUUAAAUGCCCUAAAAUAUGUAUAACCUAAUUCGUGGCAGAUCUAGACAUUUGCCGUGGGAGGGGAAAUUUUGCCUUAGGAGUGGAACUUUUAUUGACACACUAACCAAAAAACAUAAAGAUAAAUCCAAAUUACAUAAAAGACAUAAAUAGUAACUUAAGUUUCGUUAAUUUUCCUAACUAGCGCUUUUAUUGGGUUUGAUUUGUCUGUGGUUUAAGUUUCAGCUAAUAUAUUUUUAUAUUUCAACAACUUUUGUCUUUACUGUUGGACGUUGUUAGGGCCAUUUUCCCUCCCCGUAGACCCACCACGGGUUAAGAAAAAGGUUUAAAAAAGUUGAAAAAAGUUGUAUAAAAGGUUAAAAAAUGCAAGAGAUCAUACUUACAAAAAGUAGCAUGUCUGAGCCACCAAAAUGUUUUGUAUUCAUUUGGCCAUUAACUUCAAUAUAUGUGAGGUUUUAAUCCUCAAAUUCCAACCACAUGGGAAGAGUCCUGUGUUGCCCUGGGUAAUAUCCAGGUAUAUUUGCAACAUCAAUAAGUAUUUUUAUUAAUAUGUAGUAUAACACAACAACUGUAGACAUUUAAAGGGUUUUUACCCAAAACAUUUUGAUGGCUCAGGCAUGCUCAGGCAAUCUAAUUUAUAAAUCUAGCCGAUACACAGUUUUUCCCGUACCAUACAAUUUAGGCUUUUACUAUUUCCCUCAAUAUCCUGCUGAUGAUGAGAUUCUUCCUUCUUUUUGCGAGUUUAUAAACUAAAAGUAUAUUUUAUAAGUAGGAGUACCAAAUUUUGUAAGUAUUUUAUAUAAAACACUAUUUUGGUUAUUUUUGAUAAAAUCUGUAUCGCUAAAAUUGUUUCUACUUCAUUGGCAAUUGAAUGCGAUUUUUCUUUGGGCUGAUAUCUUUAGGAUUUAACUUCAUAGUCAGUAUUACUUUUAUAUACGUUUACAAGAGUACAAUGUCUUAUCUUAAAAUAUGGUUACGUGUUUAUAUUGAUAAAUAUAAUAUAUUCUUUUAGAUAUAUGUAUAUUUUUUAAUAGAACUUAUUUUUUACUUAAAUUAAGGAUGUUUAUAGUUAAAAAAUUAGCAAUUAUUCAGUUUUCUUAAAGUUUAUUUAAAAUUGUCACUAUAGGCUAUUCUAUCGACUUACAAAAACUAGUUGAUAACUAGAUAAGAACUAGAUAAUGUCACAAGACUAGCGAUGGAGUUCAAGAAUUUUUGAAUGCAGAUUAUAGAUAACGGCUUAAAAGAUCUUCAUCAUUAUUAGUGAUGCUACAAUCCUAAUUGAGCCUGACCUUCCCCAGUGUAUUUCGCCAGUCGAUUCUGUUGGUGUGAUGAGUAUUCUAUAUAAUGUUUGUUUUUAGUUGCUUGCUUAGUACAAACUAACAUUUGUUUGCAAGCAGUAUCAUUCAUUUUACUUCUUCAGAUGUGUCAUUGUCGCUUGUUAUGAGGGAACCCAAAUAGAUAAAUUAAAAUUUUAAAAUUAAACUAUAAUUUUUAGUGCUUUAUACUGAAGUUUUAUUAGCUAUUUCUUACUCUGUUUAGAAUUUUGCGCUCAAAACGUUUAAGCAGUUCUUGGUCCCUCUGUGUAAGGGACUACGUUUAUUUUUCAUUUGUUAGCACUGGUCUACUAGUGUUUUAUAAACGGUCAGUUUCAUAAUUUUUCUGGGUAGUUUUGAGGCCAUCGGUCUUCUGAAGCCAUAGUAACACUUAUUGGCAAGCACUAUUAUUCUUUCAAUUUUGUCAUCAGCGAUUUUAGCAAGGUUAAAUAAAAAAUACUUGAUGUCUUAGUCCAUUUUUGCAAUGACAGGGCCUUGAAAGAUCGUUCUGGAUUCUGACCAUACUCGCUACUCCUGUGAGUGUAAGUUCUGUUAGUUGGAUAAGAUGAUGCGAUAUUUGGAAUUCCACCUUAGCGACAUUUGGAAUCUGCCUCACUGUAAAGAUUUGGUCAGUGGUUAAUUUAUUAGGUCGGAAGCCGCACUGAUAUCCUCCCACUAUUCGUUCGGCGUAGGGGAGCAAUAUUUUGUACAAUACGUUGGCACAGCAUAAUAAACGAAAUCAGCAAGGACAUACUACGAUGCCGCCUUUGAAGUUAAAAAGUACGGAGCCGACAUUGAUCGAGUAGUACAUCUCAGUGGUGAUGUGAUGUGUUCGUUCAUCAGUGUUGCCGAUGUCACUAUAUGAAAUUAUAUUAAGCCACUGCUAAAAUGAGCAGAUUUUGCUAAAAAUUAUGUUAAAAUUUUUGAUCUUGGUAGUUUCUAAGGGUAAUAAAAAUACAUUAAGAAAAAAGUUAUUUUAUUCAACUUAACUUGUUAAUUCAAAAAUACUUGUAACAAAGUUAUAUAUAACAUCAUAUAUUGUACUAUAAUAAAACUAUAUCUGGAACGCUUUCAAAUAAAAUUUCCACAUCCUCAUCUUGUGAAAAUGAAGACUAUAUUAUGUGAUUAAAAAAAUUUAACAUUUUUUGAAUGUUUGAAAGGAGUAACAUUCUUUUACUCCUUCACUUUUGCUAACACUAAUUUAAUAUUUGCUCACAGAUGGCAUUUAAACGUCGACAGACAACGAUAUCUAAGAAAACGUGAUUUUUUUUAUUUCUGCAUUGCUGCAGUAUCAGUUAUUGCACUAGCUUUAUUAUCCGUAAGAGAUUCUUUUUGCAAAAGAUCUUUUCUUUUUGAAAAGAUUAACACUACAAUCGCCAUUCAUCUUCAAUAUUUUGUGUUAUGUCCCAAUUAUUGACAUAAUUCCCACAGGCAUACGUAUAAAAUUAUGUUAAAAAAUGUCAUAAAAGUUAAGUAAAUCUGAUAAUUAUGUACAAAUCGGCAACACUGUCGAUUUUCUACACUGUCUGGUACUACGCGAAAAAUGGCCGACGAUCUGCGCAGUAAUAUGGCAGUAAUAGUGCUCGAACUUUUCCCGCCUUCUAGUGUGUCACUGCUGUUGCGUUUUCUAUGCUGUCACGUUGGGCAGUAGUUCAUAUGCUAUGUUGAGUACUGUGAUGCCUCUAUAAUUAUCACACACCAUCAUGUCUCCCUUUUUGUGAAGUGGAUACAGUAUGCCCAAUUUCCAGUCUGUGGGUGUUUCUUACUGUUGCCAGAUUUGUUUUAUUUUAUACUUAUACAAAAUAUACUAGACAAAGCCAGAUUUGUUGUUAAUUGGUGCAUAUGUUUCAAAAGAAAAACCGCCGUUUUUAAAAACUUCAGCAGUGAGAUUAUCUGAACCAGGGGAUUUGUUAUGUUUGGAAUGUAUAGUUCGACCUUUUAAAUAAACUUAAGAGAACAAGUGGAACAAAUAAAUCUCUGUAAUUGAAUCUGCCAUACACAGUAACUUAAUGAUAUUUUUGUAAUUCGAAUUUUUGUACAGUAAGUUUUUGUAAGUUUAUAUAAUAAAUUUUACAUUUUGCAGCAAA
Diabrotica virgifera virgifera (western corn rootworm) is the source of this 11362-nucleotide messenger RNA. It is a transcript of the gene eco, whose product is annotated as N-acetyltransferase ESCO1. The transcript has 4 exons. Gene Ontology annotation, molecular function: protein-lysine-acetyltransferase activity. The record is from RefSeq and is a predicted model, not a curated record. Gene Ontology annotation, biological process: mitotic sister chromatid cohesion. Bases 365 to 2548 code for a protein of 727 amino acids. Gene Ontology annotation, cellular component: chromatin; nucleus. Lineage: Eukaryota; Metazoa; Arthropoda; Insecta; Coleoptera; Chrysomelidae.